UUCCCAAAAAAACAAAACGACCUUGUUUUAUUCGAACCGGCCGGUUCAACGGUUUUCAAGCGGUUUUUUUCUCCAGCGGUUCUAUGUAGUAGAUCGGAUCAGUUUUCAGAACCAUGGUCCCUACUCAGUACUAACUAAACUAUUGCAGAAUUUUAAAAACCGAACCGGACCGGUCAGUUGGAUCAGUUGGUUCUCUACUGUUUUUUAUUCUGAAUUUUUUUUUUCUGUUAUGAUUCCUUGCUGUAUUGUUAAUUUGUUAGUGCUACUGCUUCUUAGCUAAUGCUUCUGCGUUUGCGUUUGCGUUUGCGUUUGCGUGGUUCAACCUCCUCAGCUGCUACUUCAUUCCAACUCACAUAACACUCACUCUUCUCUUCAACUUCUUAUGCAAUGGCUGCCACUGAAGAAUCGCUCCGCAAGGCCCUCACCGAAAAGCAAUCUGCCGUCGAGGCUCAGGGAAAUGUUGUCACGUGCACUCAAGGCCGCCGCAGCACCCAAGUCUGACAUCGAUGCCGCCGUCCAGUCACUCAACGCACUCAAGCUUGAGAAGAACGAUGUCGAGCGCCAGCUCCAGUCAAUCCUCUCCGCCGACGGUGGACUAAGCAGGGAGGCAUUCCGUCAGGCAGCUGUCAACACGCUCGAGCGCCGCCUUUUCUACAUCCCAUCGUUCAAGAUCUACCGCGGUGUGGCUGGCCUCUAUGACUACGGCCCUCCCGGAUGCGCUGUCAAGUCCAAUGUUCUCGCCUUCUGGCGCCAGCAUUUUGUUCUUGAGGAGAAUAUGUUGGAAGUUGACUGCCCCUACGUGACACCUGAGGUUGUCCUCAAGGCUUCAGGUCAUGUGGAUAAGUUUACGGACCUCAUGGUUAAGGAUGAGAAGACGGGGACAUGUUAGUAUGUUACCAUGCCGACCACUUGCUCAAGGACUUUUGCAAUAAGAAGCUGCAGAAUUUUGGUUUACUUUGUGGUUGCUAGGAUUUAGAAAAAAAAUUCAAUUGGGGGUUUCGAAGGAUUUCUACCGGGCGAUUGAUGGAACCCUUUGGGCCUUUCUUAUGGCCCAAAAAAAAA
Molecule: messenger RNA, 1062 nt
Organism: Arachis ipaensis
Lineage: Eukaryota; Viridiplantae; Streptophyta; Magnoliopsida; Fabales; Fabaceae
Source: RefSeq, a predicted model, not a curated record